Exophiala mesophila is the source of this 4591-nucleotide messenger RNA. RefSeq lists its product as uncharacterized. The record is from RefSeq and is a predicted model, not a curated record. The transcript is spliced from 6 exons. Lineage: Eukaryota; Fungi; Ascomycota; Eurotiomycetes; Chaetothyriales; Herpotrichiellaceae. The coding region runs from base 704 to 3925 and encodes 1073 amino acids.
ACCACCGACCCUGACCACGACCACAAACACACAACACACAACCACACAAUCCAACUUCCAUCCAUUCACCUUGCCUGUUUAGUUCUCGUUUCUCCUUGCCCUGGUCAUCCUUCCAAAGGUACUGCAGCAGUGCAGCCAUUCACUUUGUUCCUUGCAGCCGGCCAUUUCUCGUCUUCUCAUACUAUCAUCUAUUCCAGUUCAUUCGCAGCCUGGCCAGCCCAUCCUUUUGUCUCGUCUGCCUUGUGCGCUGUCCACUCUGCCAGCAUCCACUCCUUCGCAUUUUGCCCCGACUUCGACAUCAACAUCAACAUCAACACCCCUCGUGCGACUUUGAUCUCAUUUCCUCAAUUUACCUCGUGUACCUUCUCCUUUCGCGAGUUUCGACAUCUCCCCAGUCAAGCGCCUCAUCUUGCGCAACUGCAUCUGCCCCGGCUUGGGCUUCCAGCGUACCCCCUGAGCCCCAAUACGACUGCCUUUCUACGCCCUCCAACUAAAUUUACACCUUUGCCAGACCGCAAACACUUCACAGACUCACUGCUCCUUUAUCUCCGCAGUCCGCUAAUUCUACCCUUCGCCAAUCUCUCCCGCGACAGAUCACAUCAAACCCUUUCCGCAGCCAUCCCGCUUCGUUCAAUCUGCUCUCCAACUGUAAUGAGGACCGGCUAGGACCCUCGAUCGAUCCCUCUCGAGACCACCUGAAAGGAUGCCCUUCUUCUCAAAAGUUUUCAAAAGCAGGGAUGUCGGCGUUAAGAAAUCCACUGUGCCCUUGGCCAAGGGAGACUCGCAGAAAAUACCCCAAUGGUCCGAUGCCUGGAUUAGGACGAGGAUCGACCCAGAAGAGGUUGUCGAGUUGUUGCAUUUGUGCACCGUGGAAUUAAAGUCAAGGGCGUUGGACGUUCCCUUCCUUCUCCUUCCCUUUAGGCCCUCCUCAGACCCCUCCGCCGCCAGGACUUUUGUGCGCAAUUUCUUCGUUCCCCCACAAGAUCGAGAGCAGUUACAAGGAACUCUUCUGGAAAAUGAAUUGAGGAUGACAGAAGUCAUGGUCUUGAUCAGUGUCAUGAAAUGGUGUUGGGCACGACUUCCAGGAGGUAUUGUCACCUGGGAAGUCUACGAGGCUUUCAGGGUUGGAGAAAAAGACUCGAAUUUUGCCCGCGAUGCUUUCAGCACUUUCAUCCCUCUGAGCACAGAUUCGCCUGCCCGUGUCCAGAUCAUUCAGGACUUUUUCGACCUGCUCGCUGCCGUAGCAGCACACGGUAAAGCCAAUGGCCUUGGCGGUCAUAAACUUUCAAGAUUUGCCGGCUGGUGGGCAUUUGACCACUAUGACGAUGGGCAGGGCUUCGAAUCGGGAUACAAAUCCUGGUCAAGUGCCGCCGAUGCCUCCUCGCACUUGUUCUUCGCCUACCUGAGGUCACUCUCUGGGGGACCAACACAGUCUGGCAUAAUGACAUUGCCUCGCUCCCUUCAGCAGUUGCUGGAUGCCACAAUCUAUCCUCCAAAAAGUGCUCUUCUCUCAUAUCACACAACAAAGGUCGUUAUGAUUGUCGAUGUUGUGUCUCCUACUCCAUAUGCCUUGUUACGAAGGACCAAACACUUUGAGUACCGCGACGAUGAUCGCGCCUUGCAGCAGUUUUCAGAUUUCGAUGACCCUGUCGCGGCCUUGACGGACGAAUGUAGGCGGGUCUUGAAAUCCAUUUCUUCCGCUAAUCAAUCGCACGUCUCAAACUCCAAGACUUCAACCAGCCUGACAGACCCUUCUUGGUCUAGAUUCGAAGAUAUCGGCUUUUCAAGCUCGUUGACUGACGAGGAUGAUGAAGAUGGUGACGGGUUACUUGGACGCAGACCCAUCGUCAGCAAAGCACCACGCAAAUCUAAUACAGGGGGGUUUCAAGACCUGGCACGCCCAACAACGCCAUCGUGGGCCGACUUCUUGUCUUCUGGAUUUGCCGAUGAGAAUGGCUCCAAAGCUCAACCACCCAUUCUGUUGCCCCCUGACAAAAUUCUCCCUCCUAUCGAUUCCAUCAUGCCCAGGGGACAGAGUUCUCAGUCUCACCGACGCAAUCUGGAUACUCAGGCAAACCUGGAUCCCGGUGAACUUGCAAGCAUCACACAGAUUGACAUGGACGAUGCAUUUUGGUGGGUAUGGAUCAGUAGCUUGGCCCCGGAAGAAGUCACGAGUAGAAAGGCUGUAUUUGGCCGAUGUGCAUUGAUCGAGACUACUUUGGAAGAUGGUCAAUGGAUGGUCAUGGAAGAGCAGGUCAAAGGCGCUGCGCCAGAACCUGCGGUCGGAGCAUACAUUGCGGAGAAAAAGACGUUUUUGGGCUUCACGACUAGACGAGGCCGUCUGACCCGAAGAAGAUCUGGACACAAAAAGAGCCCGCUUUCACCUGAUCCACAGCUUACAGGUAGCGUCCGAACCACUCUUGCUCCAGAUCAGCAGGCCAAGAUUCAGCAAGCCGCAGCAGAAUUGUCGAGGAGAAAAGCUGCAGAAGAGAGCAGUCAAAAGGCAGAGCUCGCAGCUCGUCGUGGUCGCCACCAGGACACCGAUUACGCCUCGAAAACAAAUAGCGUCUUUACCCUGGGCCCUCUGAUCAAAGAUGAGGCUUCUCCGGCGCUGCAAUGGGCGAGUCGAUACGACAAGCAGGCAAUCCGAGCCAAGUACUUGGGUGAUUCGAUGGCGGGCAGAGGCUCCCGAGAGCUCCUCAAUCUCCCCUCCAAUGGCCUGGGGGUCACUCGGUCUGCCUCGUCCCUUUCGAAUGUGAGCAGGAACAAGGAUCUCCCAGUGCCGCCCCAAGAAAAUGGCUCGCACCCGGCACUGGAGAAGAGCCGUUCCUCGGAAGCGGUCACCAGGCCGGUCGUGAUCGAAAGUGCCGCUAUGCCUGUGGAGCAAAGUAUCCCCGUGGACGAGACUGCCGCAACAGAAGCAGCUGAAGUUCCUUUGCCCCUUGCCACACCAGACCCGGCAGACCAUAAACAUGUCAAGCAUCAACCAGCAAAAUUGCGCAAAUCGGUAGAUGGGAAGAGAACGUCCCCCGAGCAGAAGAAGCCUCGAGUCAAGGCAACCCCUGGGCCGCCUCCUGUGCAAAAGAGUAGCGGAAUCAGGCGGCUUUUUGGCACAAAGCGAGGAAGAUCGCAAGAGAACAAGCACUUGGAGUCAAGAGCGUCCACGACAGUCCUCCAACAAGAGGACGAAGCAGCCGUAGCUGCUGCGAGACGAGCACUCGAGGGCGAGCCUGCACUGCCGUCAGACGCGCCAACAUCGCCGCCUCUAAGUCCCAAUCAUUUUGACCGGUUCAAGACGGCGAAAGGGAGCACUCCUCAGCCGGCGUCAGUGGACGAGAGAGAAGCGUCACAGGUGACAAAGGCAGAUGACCAAGAAGGUCUGGUUGAGGUCGAAGCUGCUCAGAGUAUUCCGCAUUACGGAGAACUGAGUAGAGAUGCGCCCGAGCCACCACGAACUCGUCGCGAUGAUGAAUACGACCAGCUGUCAAGGGUGGACACCAACGAACGCGAGCAUGCUGAUCGCGAAUUCUCUACAUUCGAUCAAGGCCCGUUGCUGGACCAGCCCGCGUUUGUACCAUCUGAGACACCACCAAGAAGUGAGUUCCUGACGCCGGCGGAAGAGUUUCCACCUCGGCAGACGUCUGCGAGCGUGCAUUCGUACCAGCGAGGAGAGCCUGAGGUGAUUGAGGAAGAGCCGCCCGAGUUUGAGAAGCAGGUGAAUCCGUCAGACCGGUGGGCGCAAAUCCGCAAAAACGCGGCAGAUCGCGCGGCGAGGCAGUCGGAAGAACAGACGACACGAAGUCGCACUGAGACUCGUACUGAUGACGGCGAGACGAGCGGUGAAGAAACCAUCGAGUCGCGCGUAGCACGCAUCAAAGCGCGUGUGGCAGAGUUGACAGGGAACAUGGACGCGGCCAGAAGGUAGCAUAUCUGCCUUGAGGCCGACUUGUAAUUGGUUCACGACGGAGCGACUUGAUAAUUACACCACACCUUGGAUGGCUUCAUCGACAGCAACGAUGACUUUUUUGCUGACCAUUUUAAUUCCCAUUGACCGGGCACAAGAGGCUUCCGAUGGGCUUCCGACGGUCAACAGCGAGGCGUUUCUGCGGAGAUGACGGUUAUCUUUCCUUGUAUUUUGGGACAUUGCUUAUUAUAUUUCAGAGUUGGUUGCUCUGCUCAUGUCUGCUGUACAAGAGAUACCACCUUGAGCGUCACAUACCUUUGCGCGUGCAUUGAUUGAUUGAGCAAGACUUGCAUUGAUGCAUUCAACAGCCACGCCCUCAAAGUAGAAUUCUCUGUCCAGCAAGCAAAUACCGGUUAGCGCAUGCUUGAUUGUUUUUGUGGAGGAAGUGGGCGGAGGGCUUGAGAUGGGGUUCGAUCAGUUCUAGAGAAAGCAAUGUGCGAGACGGGUGAUGCAAAUCAAGACGAUUGAAGACUCUUAAGAGAAGCCAAGAUAUGCGUCUACUAUCGUCCAAGAUAUUGUGGAUGAUACGGUGGUGCAUACGAGUAUGUUGAUGGAGUAAUAAUAAUGAGUUAGAGCCAUGUCUGCUGCUAAGAUAGAGGGUAGCCGCACAGUCAUGAUAAAGCAGCG